This is a messenger RNA of Zootermopsis nevadensis, 2719 nucleotides long. RefSeq lists its product as uncharacterized. The record is from RefSeq and is a predicted model, not a curated record. Lineage: Eukaryota; Metazoa; Arthropoda; Insecta; Blattodea; Termopsidae.
GAACACAAAUACUAACAUUUAACCUCAAAUUCUACAUACUUGGUAAAGUUGGUGACUCUGACGAAUGGUCUUUUUUUUUUAAGUGGCGCAUGAUGUGAGUUUUUAACGAAAUUUGUAUUUAAGUUGACGUUUGUAAAUUAAAAUUACAAGAAUGAAUAAGGAAACGGAAUGUAUGUUUUUGUCAUUUAGAGGUGCCUCAGAAAAGAAAAAGCUAGAAGACACACAGAGAUCCCUAAUUUCUAAAACUCUGAACGAAUAUGCAGAUAGGCAAAGUUUUCACAAUCAGAAGAGAGUUAUGAAUAUCAUAUCACCCAAUGGAAGCAGUUAUGCAUCUGCUGUUGACACUUCUAUGGCAAAUGUAGGCAAGAGAAAGCCAUAUGGUUAUCUUACAUUGCUGGACAUCAGUGUCUUGGGUGGGUUUUCUAUUCCAGAAAGAAGUAUUGUGGCCGAUAAAGAAUUUGUCCCAAAUUCUUUUCAUCAGAGACAUAAUGAAUCACGAUGGACAUCUUUUGUAGAAAGAACUCCAAAGUGGAUCCUGAAGAUGGGAAUAGAGAGUUUAAAUAAAGAAAGGAAAGAAAGCACGGAAGAAUCGUUUGGUCCGCGUGUACUCCAAAGAUGGACUCCCGUUCUCAUAGAACCAAACAAAUUGAAGUUAACGGGAUAUCUGCAAAGCAAUUCCUCCCGAGAAGUGUUCCAUGCAACUGAUAUAGUUGCAGCACGUAAAGAUUUUGACUGUGUGCGGUGUCAUGAUGGUACUGUCUACAAGUUACAGGGCCCAUUUGUAGAUCCCAAACACAAUAUUCCAAGUCCAAUACAACAGCUGCUGCGUCAAGGACUGCCUUGCAAGUGGAGAAUGAUGAUGGAAAAUUGGGUCAAGUUACUGGCUGACAUUAAGAAACGAGAGAAAGAGGCUGCCAAAUCUCUAGUUACCGUAACUAACGGAUUUGGACAUUAUGAGGAUACCGAAGAAACAGACAGUUCUGACGAGUCUGUCGUUACAACACCUGCCUGGCCUACAGAUAAAAUGACAAGGCAUACAAAACAUGUCGAGAAUACCGAGUACGCUGAAUUGAAUAAAAAACACGACGUUAACAAAGAAACUGCAAAGAAUUCAGUAUACAGAAUGGGGUCUGUGAUUCCGCUGGAAAAAUUAGAUGGCCAAGGAAUUGUACGGACAAGCUCAAGGGGACGGGUUAGUGUCCCUCCGGUCAGAUAUUGGUUGGGUGAGAGGCUUGUACAGCAAGAUAACCAACCAGCGUUCUUUUCUCCAAAAACAGGAGUCACUGAAGUUGUCGUGAAUCAGAGAGUUGACAGCAUCAAAUAUGAAAAGAAGCGGAAAAAGUCGGAACCUGAUGCGGUGACGUCGACGACGACCAAGAAACGACGCGACAGAAAUGCCACUACCCGUGAAAGUGAAAAUACAUUUCAAACAUCCAGAAAAGAAAAGAUCACUUUGUCGCAUAGCACAUACUCCAGUUGGUUGCAGAAAAUUAACAUGCGUGCAAGCAAAACACAGAGUACACCUAAAGGAUCAAAGGAGAAACGAAAUUCACGUCCCUUAUUUUCCAUCUGUGAUAGCGAGGAAGACCAAACGGACGAUGCUCUGCUAGGAGACAUGUCAACGAACAUGAAUUCCAGAGACUUCAGAGCUAACAAUCUCCAGUCCAGUGGAAGUACAGCUCUGCCAACAGAGAUCAAUAUGGAGGACACGCAAUUACGGACUGACAGUUCAGGUCCGCUGCUUAACCCAGAUCUCAGGAAAGAAAUACAAAGACUCAUACAAAGGCAACAAAGAAGUAUGGGAAGAGAUAGCAACAGAUCAUUACUGAAACCCACUGUUGGAAGAAAUGACAGUACGCUGAUAACUAAGAAGAACCACGGUGAUGUAGUUUUCACAGUGGAGUAUAAUGAAGUGGAGGACAAGGCAUCCUCCUUCGAAGAAGAAGAGCUCUCCAGUUCAUGGAUUUCAACUGAAGAUAAACUGUGAUUUAACUACCAUAAUAUCUGUACUAAAAUAACAUUUUAAAAUAAGUAUAAAUGGAAAUAUUUGUAUAUGCGUUUUACGACUGCCUGAACAUUUAAUCGUAGUCUUCCGAGUUGUGACACUGUGUGGUCUUAAAGGUGGUUACCAACAUUUGGAUAACUUCAGAUCUAAAAUAUUCUCAAGAAUUUAAUAAAAAAAAAAGCAUGCGUCUGUGUUCCGAUACACAGUUUGUAACUCUAUUAAAAGAAGAAAAACAUCACAGUAUUAAGUUUUAUUGUAUAUUUAAAGUGCUCAAAUUAAUAUGCAAUAAAAUACAGUUUACACUCUUAAAACAGCUAAAAUUAUUUGGUAGCUCUUAACCCACAUCAGUAAUGAUGGCCCUUCCAGUAGUACAGCAUUUCUUCUGGCAACUAAGUGGCAGUCUUCGGUCCACAUUACCAGCCGCCCUCAGCCCAUGACGUAGCAGUAUUUUUGCCUCUCGGAAAUAAGGAGGUCCCGUGUUCGUGGCUGACCUAUCAGGAGCAGCCACGGUACUACAUAAAAGAGAGUAAACAAUUCAGAUAUAUUCUGAUCACAACGGUAAUGUUCAGGUAAAAAAUAAUGUCUGUAGCAGCUGAUACGAUCUACGCUGGCAAAUGUGUCCCUCGCCUGACUACUCUUGCUACCGUGACCUAUCCAGUGUUUAUAAAAGAUUAAUGCAGGUCACUAUAGAACAUUACAGACCAUCCAUGCAAU